AUGGAGGCGCCGUACCGCCAGCCGACGUCCCUGGAGGAGGUCCGCACGCUCUGGAUAGGCGGCCUCAAGCACGGGGUCGACGAGAGGUUCCUCUACGAGUGCUUUGCCCUCACCGGCGAGGUACACUCUGUAAGAUUGAUACACAACAGAAUUACAGGAUCUCCUGAAGGUUAUGGAUUCAUAGAGUUCAUUUCACAUGAAGCUGCUCAGAAAGCUCUUCAGAGUUACAAUGGUGCACGAAUGCCCGGAACCGAGCAUAGAUUCAGAUUGAACUGGGCAUCUUUUGGCUGUGGUGAGACGCGUCCUCAUGAAGGAGCCAACCAUUCGAAUGGUCCAUAUUGCUCAGUCAGACAAACACGGAUAAGUGCUGCAGAUCCUAAGAUACCCUAUGGAUCUCAUCUUCAUGAUGGAGAUGCUAAAGGCAAAGAAGCGGUCAUUCCAUCUGUUGGGAAAAUUAAUAGGAAAAUUGUUUGUGAUUCAUCUGAGAGGCGUCCUCAUGCAGGACCUGACCAUUCGAAUGGUGGAGUUUGCUCAACCACCCCGUUGCGGAUAAGUGCUGCAAUUCCUAAUACAUCUUCUGGAGCUCAGCUUCAGAAUGGAGCUGCUAAAGCGAUGUACCCAGCAGCAGCUUAUACAAUUUCACAGGUCCAAACUUCUCUACCAGAUAGUAAUCUUGCAAAGACCACUAUAUUCAUUGGCAACUUAGAUCCAAAUGCUACAGAAGAAGAGCUGAGGCAGAUAUGUGUGCAGUUUGGGGAUCUUAUACGUGUAAAGAUUCCAGUUGGUAAAGGAUGUGGAAUUGUAGAAUUUGCAUCUAUGGCAUCAGCUAAAGAGGCUAUUCAACGCCUACAUGGCACAGUGAUUGGUCAGCAAGUCGUUAGGUUGUCAUGGGGCAGGAGUCCUGCCAGUAAGGAGGUUGAGGGAGCAACUGGGAUGGCAUCAGCAGCUGGGAGCCAUGUCCCAGGGAUGAAGCAGAACAAGGUGUAUGAUCUAGUGAACUUACCUCACAUUGACAAGGGGGUCAAGGUUGUCACAGAUCCAGAUACUGCGGGAUCUAAAGGAUAUGAAUUCAUAAAGUCUGCAGCUGAAAAUGAGAAGAUCUGUGCAGUGACAGAAACGAAUGGUGCAUGUUGCUCAACCAGACCUAUGCAGAUAAGUGCUGCAAUUCCAAAGGCAUCGUCUGGAUCUCAGCAUCAGGAUGGAGCUGCUAAAGGUAAUGACUUACUAUUUUGGCGUUCCCAGUGCAACACAAUUGCAGUAGCUGUUAUGGACUUGUGA
Lolium rigidum is the source of this 1278-nucleotide messenger RNA. Its product is annotated as polyadenylate-binding protein RBP47B'-like. Gene Ontology annotation, cellular component: cytosol. The record is from RefSeq and is a predicted model, not a curated record. Lineage: Eukaryota; Viridiplantae; Streptophyta; Magnoliopsida; Poales; Poaceae. Bases 1 to 1278 code for a protein of 425 amino acids. Gene Ontology annotation, molecular function: mRNA binding. The transcript is spliced from 10 exons.